AUGUUUUUACCUGUCAGACCUAAUGACCGAGAUCGCGACAGGGACCGCGAAAGAAAACCAUCUUCUUCGUCUAUUUCUUCCAAAAGCAAACACCGUCAACAACGCCCGUCCCACGGUCGGUCCAGCCGCCUCUCAACCAAGGAACACGACCCUGACGCCCCGACGGCCCGCUCCUCGACCCCUUCCACCUCCGUUCCCAGCUCCCGCAAGAAACGUCGGUCCUCCAUGCCGGGCGUCGAUAGCGCCAGCCGUCCCGAAACGGCUUCCUUCCUCGAGUCGAGGACCAGCCUGCCGUAUCCGACCUUCUCCAAGGCUCACAGCAAGGAGGCUGUUGCGAACCCGGGCAUCCCUACCCCCGACCCCACCGACUUGACUGAGGAGAACAAGGAUAAUGCGGAUGGCGACCGUCAUCAUCGGUCGGACGACCAUCAUGCCCCGCCAAGCCCGCCGUUGACGAGUUUGGACCAGCACUCACGCAAAGGCAGCACGGUCGGCGAUAAAGACGAAAAGGGAUCUGGAGAAAAGCCCAAGGAGAAGACCAAGAUUCGGAUUCGAGCCGAGUCGACGAAGUCGUCGUCCAGCCUGCGCGCGAAGAAGGAUGAGAGUUCCAAGUCAAAUAAGACCGUGCGUCCGGAGACAAAGCGCUCGAGUCACGACAAGGAUACACUCUACCGGACCUCUAGCCGGAACUCAUCCAAAUCGAAAAUAGUUGAGGAGGUCACGCCGCCCAAACGGCCCAGCAGUCGUACUACACUUUCUCCUUCCCGAUCCCCAGCAACGGUGCGUGAUGUUGGCUUAGAAUCGGCGAAUGGCUCCGAUGCCACCAUUGCGGCGCAUAGAAAGUCAACGAGUUCUCGGAAGUCCAAGAGCCCCGAAAAACCGCCGUCUCGGACCCAGACUCGAUCGUCGGCGUCUCACCGUCAGAGUAGCAGCCGAACCCCUGCCGACGCUGCAUUUGAAUAUGGGCGGCCUCCUACAGCUAACUCGGCCUUUGGGGCGCCUCCCCCACCCCCGCCCCCGCCAGAGGUGCCGGUCACGAUCCCUCGGGUGGACUAUCUGCUCCAAAACGGUGGUUUGGACCACCGGGUGCCCAAGGCGUUGCUACUAGGGGCCGACCACCCAGAAGGGUCUCCUCAGCAGCCGUUCCAACCCCAGGCUGCAGCAAUGAAGAUUUUUGACCCCUUCAACCGACUGCUUGAGGACUACCACAAGGUCAUGAUGAAAAAUGGCUCGCUCGCCGUUGCCUCAGGAUAUCGGUCCGUGGCGCGUCGUCUGUUGGACCGGCUAGAGGCUGUCUUUGCUCGCGAUAUUUCGUCCGAGUCAUGCCACUGCUUGAUGUGUGACCAUGAGGAUCUGGAGGAGCGCCAACCCGGAGUGAGUUGGGGCGAAGUCCUCGAGCUUGUUUCUGGUCGCCGUGAAUUACCCGGCUGGCCGCCUUUCGCGCUGUCAGCACCGGCCGGUAAUGCAGAGUUGUCUGGCGAUGAACAUAUUCCCAUGCAGAAGAUGGAUAUUGAUGUACCUGAAGAGUAUCGUGACCACUACAUGCGACAGUCCCGCAAGACGAAGACUGCAGUGGAUAAAUGGCUGAACGAACAAGAUGGACAGGGCACAAGUGCUCCAGAGGAGGUCGACGACGAGACUCUCACCUUUGCCAUGUUGACGCACAUUGGAUCCGAAGACCGCGCUCUCUUCUGUGCGUUACUGGGAAUCAACUCGACUUCGCCCACUCCUCAGCCUGAGGGUCAAUCCCGUCCACGUCCUCCUGCACUUCGGUCAUCGUCACUAGCUAUCCAACGACUGUAUCGACUGCCGUCACUUCCUCGCGACCCUGAAACGGCGAUUUAUAUGCUGAACAACCCGGAAAUGCAUCAUGUGUUAGCGACGCUUGCAGGAAUCAGUGACGAUGAGUGGGACAUCUUGAUUUCGGGUCGUUUUGACGGUUUCCUACGGAGUGGCGCGGAAGACGCUUUGUUUGCCGCGCAAAACGGCACUCCCUCUCGCUGGAACAGUACGAGUCGGUCCAACACUCCUUUCACCACAGGUGGCAUUUCUCGAGGCCCAACACCUAGUGUCAUGGAUGGCAGCCUCCGGCCGGCCAGUCAACCAUAUGGCCGCAACUCGCCCGCCGCUUUCGGUGGACCCAUCGCACUGGACGAAGAGAUGGAGAUUGCAGCGUUGGCCGAAAUCGAACGGGACAUCUACCUCGGGAUGGAAGCCCUCGAAGACGCAUUUGAAGCACUGCACUGCAAGGCCGAGGUGGUGCGCCGAGGACUCCGCGAGCGCGGAGCCGGCCUGUCCGUUGCGAACCAGAACCGACGCGGCUCAUUAGUCGAAGCCCGCAUGGGAACGCCUUCUUCGGCUCUGGGCAACGGAUGGGAGAGUGGUGAUGAUGAUUUCCUGGACGACGACCGAUCCCUGGCGCCUGACGAUUCAGCCAGUAAUAUCAGCUCGAACCGCCGACGUCGACCAAAGCGACGGACCGAGCGACGGACUCCUGCCCCCGUCGAAGAGGAGGAUGAAGACGACGAGGAACUGCACGAUAGUCGACGAGAUCGUGGUUCUCGCCGGAGGUAA
This is a messenger RNA of Aspergillus melleus, 2574 nucleotides long. RefSeq lists its product as uncharacterized. Gene Ontology annotation, cellular component: nucleus. Gene Ontology annotation, molecular function: DNA binding. Bases 1 to 2574 code for a protein of 857 amino acids. The record is from RefSeq and is a predicted model, not a curated record. The transcript has a single exon. Lineage: Eukaryota; Fungi; Ascomycota; Eurotiomycetes; Eurotiales; Aspergillaceae.